AUGAAACCGACAGCCCUGUUAGACUGUAAGACAAAAAAAAUACAAAAUACAACCAAUUACCCACGCAGGCGUAACGUCACUCACGCCCCGCCCAUUCUGCGCCUGAUGUGUAUGUCCUGCGGGAUGAGUCAGAGAGAGGUGGGCGGGGUUUAGGAGCACACAGAACUUUCUAUUCGCAUAGUGGGCGCGAGGCUGCGUAAAGUAGAGAGCGGGACUAGGUGAGCCGCGAGCGGCGGUCACUGGGACGUUAUUGGAACGUCAUUGGACAGGCCCUGGACCUUAACGAGCUGCACGUGUGUAACACGACUGGCUGUAUAAGAAGCGAUACGCGUGAAUGGUAGUAGAUUGUCAGUGAGGGCAGAGUGCUCUGUGUCGGGUUGUUAGGACUGGCGGGCUGGGUGGGUGCAGUGCUGGCUGUUUGUGGAAUUUAGUUUCUUUGCUUAAUGGAUAACAUCUGCCCCAGAUAGGCUAUCUGUGGGAAUGUGAUGUUUAGUAUUUGUAUAUUAGUUCCAUACGUGUGUGCUGAUUUGUUCCCCUCAGCUAAUAAACAUCACAACUUCCCUCAAACUAAAGCUCACACUAGCAAAACGGAAGUGUGGAGGAGAGCAGAGCAUCUACAGCAUGAACUAACAUUCUGAUUGGAGCCUUUACAGACAUAACCAAAUACAGAUAAUUGAAUAAUUCAUACGUGUAUGAUCAUGAUAACCAUGUAAGAACCAAAACGUUUCUGUGACUUAUUGAGCACGCACCCACUUUUAUUUUGUCAUUAGCAUUAGAAAAACACUUCUAACGUUAAAUGGACGUCCCAGGCCCCUAAAACACUUUCUAAAACGUUUUAUGUGUGAAGAGUGUGUCCUAUAUUUUUUUCCAUUUUACAAAAAGUGCAGAUUUCAAUACAAAACAGACACUUAUAAAUCAACCUGAUUACAAUCCACUUGCUGGCAAUCAGACAAUUGGUCAUGUCAAGUCCUGGUUUAGUUAGCUCAGUAGAGGUAAACUUAAAGGGACACUAUAGUCACCUGAACAACUUUAACUUAAUGAAGCAGUUUUGGUGUAUAGAACAUGCCCCUGCAGCCUCACUGCCCAAUCCUCUGCCAUUUAGGCGUUAAAUCCCUUUGUUUAUGAACUCUAGUCACACCUCCCUGCAUGUGACUUGCACAGCCUUCCAUAAACACUUCCUGUAAAGAGAGCCAUAUUUAGGCUUUCUUUAUUGCAAGUUCUGUUUAAUUAAGAUUUUCUAAUCCCCUGCUAUGUUAAUAGCUUGCUAGACCCUGCAAGAGCCUGUGAUUAAAGUUCAAUUUAGAGAUUGAGAUACAAUUAUUUAAAGGACCACUAUAAGCACCCAGACCACUUCAGCUUAAUGAUUUGGUCUGGGUGCCAGAUCCAGCUAGGGCUAACCCUUUUUUCUAUAAAAUAUGUUUAUAUUAGGGUUAAUCCAGCCUCUGGUGGCUAAUCCAGCCUCUAGUGGCUGAAUGCUUUCCUAUGGACGGGCUGAAUGCGCGCGCGGCUCUUACCGCGCAUGCGCAAUUAGUGGAGGAGAGCUCGGUGCUGGAGAAAGAGGUAAGUUUAACCCCUUCCUCACCCUAGUGCCCGGCGGGAGGGGGACCCUGAGGGUGGGGGCACCCUCAGGGCACUAUAGUGCCAGUAGAACGAUUGUGUCUUUCUGGCACUAUUAGUGUUCCUUUAAGGUAAAUUACAUCUGUUUGAAAGUGAAACCAGUUUUUUUUUUUUUUUUCAUGCAGGCUCUGUCAAUCAUAGCCAGGGGAGGUGUGGCUAGGGCUGCAUAAAGAGAAACAAUUUAACUCCUAAAUGCAGUGAAAUUGCAGGGGAAUGAUCUAUACACUAAAACUGCUUUAUUUAGCUAAAGUAAUUUAGGUGACUAUAGUCUGUGAUUGGACAGGGUUAAAAGAGAUGGAUUUGCAAAGGCAGCAGACAAGAGAACUGCAGGCUUUGCAAGCUAUUUUUAUAUAACUCCAAUGAAAAAAAGCCCAAUUAAACUCAUGCACUGUUCCAUUUGGGGUAUAUCUACUAAACAGUGCUUUCUACUUGAACACUGAAGUGUCCGUUUAAAAGAACCAUCUAAGUAACAUUACAGCUUGCUGUAGUGGUUAUGUUGUCUUGACUGUCUUAGUGCCGUCCCCUUUUUCAUGCCGAACCAUUAGGAACGAUUUGUCAUAAACAUGAGCUAUUCCUACUGCCCAGUGAUCUUUUACUCUGUUGCAUUGAUAAAGCAUAAUUAUUACCAGUUAUCAUUAUCACUAUUGUAAAAACUAGAUAACAUAGUUAUUGAUUUAGAGUGCUGGAUGCAGGUUUUGCAGGUGUUUGCAAACUGCUCCUGAAUACAUUAAGAGUAGAUUAGGUAAGGGCUGUAGUAUUUUACAUUUUUUUUUAUAUAUAUUAUUGCAUUCCAAUUGUAUUUUGAUAUUAAUAUGUAUAAUUCUAUAUUAAUAUCGAAAUACACUUAGAAAUAAGGUACAUAUAAAAUAGAAUUCUAAGUAUAUGUUGGACAACCAAUCCUGCCAAUGAAUCUGAUCCGCGUCAUGUCAUCUCGUUAUUACCGCGAUCACAUGACUCGGAUUGACUGCAGAGCGACUGCUUGGGUUGACAGGCACAUCCCCCGAUCUUGAUCGCCGUGGAGGGUAAGUAUUGCUCCUGGAGAGUGGGCUAGAUCGUUAGAGCGAGCUAUGCAACCCUAACUGUGUUUUCCUUUUUUUAGGACAGCAUCACACAUCCUAACGUCUCGAAGGAGCUAAUAUUGCUAAUUCAAAAUUCUAAUUAGUGCAUUAGCAAUAUAUUUAGGGACUUGGAAAUUUGUGCAUUGUGACCAUUAGUUUGGGUGGAUAUGCUCAGACAGUUUGACAUAAAACCAGGGGAUGGUGCCAGGGCCAUAAUGGCACCAUAACCACUACAACUGGCUUUAAAUGAAAGCUAUUCACAUUUUUUAAUUUAAAAUAUUAUAUGUAUUAUAGCCUCUGUAUUCAUUAUUUGUAAUGCAUACAUAUAAAAAAUGCAUCGUCUGUCUUACACUGUGUACACAUAAUUCCUCUGAUUAGAAGCUUAUCUGAUGAAAGUUAAAGGAACAUGAUGGGCACCAGAACAACUUUAUCAAAUAAAGUCGUUAUGGUGCUUCCUUACCUUUUAGGGUUUAAACUGUUCAUAAACUGUUUAACCCCUAAGUUAGUUCUUCAGCGUUGCACCUCUUUGUAACUAUCCACAUCCGCACUCUCUUUAGAAAACUUGGCUCUAAAACCAAUCAAUAGCCCAUUUAUAAAAAGGUUAUGUACCUACUUAUGAAUGGAUAGCUACUGAUUGACUUAGAGCAUUACUUGACCGCUCUGAGACAAUCAGAGGCACUCUUGCCCGGCAGCAGACUGUACUUCCUGCAUCAGAAUUGGAGAAAGUGGAAUGGACAAUUGGAAGGAAGAACGGUGCUUCUUUUUGAUGAAGUUAUGUUGCCUGUAUUGUUCCUUUAAUUAAAGAAUAUAUGUGGAAUCAUGUAUACUGAUAUCACAUGGCAUUGCUAACCAUCUCAAAAGUGUGCUCGGGGUUGGAUUUAGACCUUUAAAUUGUACAUGUCCUUAGCAUAUAAUUGGGGCUUCAGUGAAGAUUUGAACCUGAACUUCUGUGAGCUGGGUAUCCUCCCCAGACUUGCUAAUAAGUUAAAUGUGACUGGGCCACCGCUGCCAUGGUUAACAAGUUCAGUUUUACUUACCUUUCUUCCCUUGCAGCAGUGGCCACUGGCAUUCUGUGCUACCUCUUUGGCUAAGAUCAUAGAGAUUGAUGGUCUUAUCCAAUCCAAUGCUUCCCAAUAGGGAUGCAUUGGGAGGCUAGUUCACUUGUGUAGCAAAACUCUGCGCCAAUCUGAUGGACUGAGUGGGUGGGACGCAUGGCAUCCACAACAUGUAAUUGAGGAUAGGCUAUUUAUUUGCAUAGAAUUUAACAGAAGUGUGUUUAUUUUUACCUAAGAGAGUGUCCUCGUUACAUGAGGAGGGUCAUCCGUAUUAAUAACCCCACUGCGCUGACAGGCCAUAGUAGAAAGUCCAAUUCCACUUCAGGACUCUUGUCUCCACUUUUCUUCACCAAGCAUGGCAGAGAUUGAAAAGUAUCCUAUUUUAAUUGCAGUUAAUAAAAGUAUUUUCAUGAAAUAUCUGUAAUUUUAGAAUUCAUUUAUGGAACACCCAUCUAACUAUCAAUCAGGGGUGCUAAGGGUAGUGGUAGGCAUGCUCUACCUUAGACAGACCUCCGAUCAGAUGCACGCAUUUGCUCUUGGACACAUCUGUUCAAGACUCCUAUGUAUGUAGCUUUUACUGCUUUGCAAACAGCAUAGCAAUAAAGACCAAGAAGGUUGUUACCACUACGCUUGAUUUCUUAACAUGAAUUUGUUAUUGGAUUGACUAGUUGGGAAACCAAAAUAUAUUCUAUGACAGGCCUUCUAUGAUAAGGGCUGAAAAUCCAUCUGUUUCUCCAUGCCUUAGCAGCUGCUUCUCGGUUGCUUUUUCAUUCUUUUAUGAUACGGGAAUGAUAGGUGUGGUGAGACAUCAUAUUUAAUCAAUUUGACUUGGUGUACAGGACAGCAAAUAUGCUCUGGAUGAACUGCGGGGUGCAUUGAUGAGAUUGCUUACUUUUUUUUUCCCUAUGGACACUAAUAAUUAUAACACAUUUCUGUAGUUUAGUGGUAGACAACUAAAAAAUAUGAUGAUACAUGUUUUUAUUAAAGUUUGUGUGUACACAUUAUCAUAUAUGUAAGUAUAUUUUAUGAAAACCCUCUAAAAUGCUUCUCUUCUUUUUCUUUUUUCUUUUUUAUAAAUCAGGAUGAGGAAAAAUCAGAAGUAAGCCUGUUAACUUGCAUAAGAGGAGCAAACCUGGAUACAGUUUUUACUUUUUCAACAAUAAUGGAUGUACAGCUUUAUAAUAUUUUGGCAUUUUGA
Pelobates cultripes (western spadefoot toad) is the source of this 4928-nucleotide messenger RNA. The record is from the annotation of a GenBank genome assembly. NCBI's taxonomy places the organism in Eukaryota, Metazoa, Chordata, Amphibia, Anura, Pelobatidae.